This is a messenger RNA of Myotis brandtii (Brandt's bat), 1920 nucleotides long. RefSeq names its product chromosome unknown open reading frame, human C10orf67. Bases 1 to 1920 code for a protein of 639 amino acids. Lineage: Eukaryota; Metazoa; Chordata; Mammalia; Chiroptera; Vespertilionidae. The record is from RefSeq and is a predicted model, not a curated record. The transcript is spliced from 16 exons.
AUGGCAACGGACGCAGGUUCUGGACUCCCAGACUCUCCAGCGGGAAUCUCGCAGGAGGCGCAUCACCCAGCGGCAAACUCCCAGGCCCCGAUGGAGAACUGGGAGGACCCGUCCGAGAGCGAAAAUUGCUGGAGGAGCCUGGAAAACCUCGAGUCCGCGAUUGAACAAUGCCAGAUCGUCCCCAGACUUAACAUAUCAGAUGAUUUGAAAGUUGGCUUUUUCAACACAGACCAUGCUACUCAAACGGAUUCCAGUGAAAUUUUGCCAUUAAAUGAGCUAUGCUCAUCUACACAAAAACUAGUGAAGAUUAUUAGAUCCCUUCAGGUAGAUUUUGGGUUCCUGAAACAAUUGCUUCAGUUGAAGUUUGAGGACCGUAUUAAAGAGGAGUCUUUCAAUCUCUUCGCUGUUCUACAUGACAGGAUCCUAACAGUCGAAAGACAUUAUCAACAGAAUGAAGAAUUAAUAAGAAAAUGUUGCCAUCAGCAGUUGGCAGAUGCCAUAGCUGUAGUCCGAGGAAUGUACAAGCUAUGGUACACUCAUGGGCAAAGUCAGUUGUCCGUGGACCUGAAGGAAGCUUUGGCAACAGAGGCCGACCCUGAAAAAGCUUCAGUGAAGGAUCAUUUGGAGUACAAAGUGGAAAAUGAGAGACUGCUUCAAGUCGUUGCAGAACUCGAAGAAGUAGCCCAACUCAAUCUAAAAGAAAAUGCAUUUUUAGAAGAUGAAAUUAUGAAUCUGAAAGAGACGGUAGAAAAGGAUCAGAAAACCAUUCAAAGGUUAACUGACGGUAGAGAUAAAUUAAAGGCUGAACUUAAUGCUGAAAAAGUGUUAGUUCAAGAAAUGGUUAGUAAACAUAAAGAAGAAAUGGAAAUGAGAAAAAAGUGGGACAUCGUAAGUGGCAAGAGCUCAAGAUCAUUGAAGGGGAAAGAGCUCACGUUUUCGCCAUGGCCCUCACAACACAGGAUCAAGCCAUCUUCUUUUCCCACCACUUCAGGGUCUAAGACAAAAAGAGGGAAGACUUCAAGGAAGUCUUUAAAGCAAAAGCACCAUGAGGUUGCACCUGACAUAUCUAUUGAGACACAUGAAGAUGAAGAGGUGAAAAUUCAACCUGAGUAUCAUCUAAAAUACUCAGUGGACCAGGUUGAAGAGAAACAUAUUUUGGAGAAGGAAAUAGAAAUGUUAAAGAAAAGUUUAGAGAAUGAAAAAAUGUUGACACAAAGGUUUAGGAAGGAAUCAGAACGGAUAAACAAAAUAUGGGAAAAGAAAUUUCUUAUUCUCCAGAACAGUUUUCAUGUCCUUAAGAAUGAGAUGUUUACUAGGCACACAUUGUACCGUCAGUUUGCAGUGGUUGCUGAUACAUCCUUUAAUUAUGUUCCCCACAGGUUCAGUCUCCAGAGAGUGGCCCAGGCACUGAUGGACCAGCGCCACCAGCAUGAUCCCAACAGCGCCACCGGCUUCAGGCACUUCAGCAGCUUGCCCAUCCUGGACGCUUCACAAGGAAGAAGUGUUGUAAAAGCAGCUGCCAGGUGGCUCCUGAGAACCGACACAAACGUCAGCAGACCGAGUCCGGAUCCUUGGCCAGCAAGGGCAUCCCACCGUCUGGAUAGAGGGCCAGUCACGUCCCAGCUCCCCCCACCACCCUCGAGACAGGCGCUAGACACUGGGCUCACAGAUGGCGAGUGCUGCUGCAGUGGUGCGAGCCCACGGCAGGCGCGCCGGGGCCAGGAAGAGCGGGAGCAGCAGGCAGGAGUGGCAGGCGACGACGUUGGACAGCAGGAUUCAGCUCAAUCCCCACAGGCCACCCCGAGGGAGAGAGGCAAAGCUGUGAAUCAACACAAGCUGCUGCUAGUGCUGGACUUGGGACCAGUUAACAAGAAGUAUGGACACCCUGAGGCCAGCUUCUCCUUUUCUAAGAGAUUUUAG